CAGCGGCGCUCGGAAAUUUCGACGCAUGAAGUUGAUAUGGGAGAGCAUUCAGACAGUUCAGCUCGGGUGCGUCCGUAACUAGGUCGCAGAUGAAUUCCCGCAAGAUGAAGACUGUCACUACUUCGGCGAUCCUGCUAGGGGCUUCUGCGGAAGCUGCUCUUUACAAGACAAAGACACCACCGAUGGGAUGGAACAGUUAUAAUCAUUAUAACUGCUACCCUAGCGAGGAUAUCAUGAAGACCAAUGCCCAGGGGCUCGUAGACUUGGGAUUGGCUGACCUGGGUUACACAUAUGUCACGACGGACUGUGGGUGGAUGUCGAGGGACAGAGACUUGGAAGGUCGGCUACAGUGGAAUGCUACUCUUUUCCCAUCUGGAGGCAAGGCCCUAGGAGAUUAUAUCCACGGCCUAGGCUUGAAAUUCGGUCUUUACUCCGGUGCAGGUUACUAUCAAUGCGGCUCGACGGAUCUCCCAGCUUCUCUCGGAUUUGAAGAAAUAGAUGCGCAGUCGUUUGCCGAGUGGCAAGGAGACUCCUUAAAAUAUGACAACUGUUAUUCAUCCUCAAAGGACAAAAUGGCAGAUUAUGUGUCACCGGAAUCUACAUCGCCUGAGCGUCACAAGAAGAUGGCCGCGGUUUUAGACGACGUAGAGCGAGAUAUCGCCUACUUCAUUUGCCAAUGGGGUAUCGGAGAAGAUCUAGGUGAGUGGGCGCCGCCCAUUGGCAACGUCUACAGGAUCAGCAAUGACAUCUAUAACUCGUGGAGGAGCGUGUGGCGGAUUGCAAACCAAGUCGUGCCGUUUUAUAAAUCUACCUCGGUCGGUGCUUAUCCCGAUAUGGAUAUGCUCAUUGUUGGACUUAACGCCCUGUCUCUCGAGGAGGAGAAAUUUCACUUCAGCAUGUGGGCUAUCAAUAAGUCUCCUCUUAACAUCGGGGUGCCAAUGGACCCGAAGCUCGCGCCGGCCGCCUCUCUUGAUGUGCUUCGCAAUGAAGAAGUUAUAGCUAUCAAUCAGGAUUCGCUGGGAAAACAGGCGCGGCUUAUCCGUCGGUACACCGAAGAAGAGUGGGAUAUUUGGGCUGGCGAGCUCUCCGGAUCAAGGAUCGUUCUUGGAAUUGCAAACUGGAAAAACGAUUCUCAGACGGUAGAGUUCGACCUCUCGGCAGCGGACGUCUCGGAGGCUCACGCUCGCGAUGUUUGGGCAGCGGAAGACAUUAGUACGAUCUCGGGGGUCCAAAAAUUCGAGCUCGCGGCCCACGAAAUGAGAUUGCUGGUCCUGGGCGACAUCGUGGCAUCGACCUCACGACCUACAUCAAAAGGCUAUUACUCGGUAGAAAAUGCCACGCUCUCGGGUGGCGCGACGAAGGUUACCUGCGAGGCAACUCAAUGCGUCCCUACGGGUAACAAGAUCAGCAUUGCCGCCCAAGGAGCGAGCGCAACUUUUGACUCAGUAACUGUAGGCUCCGAGGGAAAGAAGCUAGUUGGUGUUGAUUUUAUUAACUACGAGAUCGCCCUAGACAGUGCCUGGGGCUGGGGUUCCAAUACUCGAAACAUGACAGUUGUGGUCAACGGCGGAUUGCCGAAGAGAUGGGCGUUUCCUAUAUCAGGAGGUGACUGGUUUGAGUCUGAUAGGUUGCUUAUCGAGGUUGACGGAUUUGUGGAGGGUGAGAACCAAGUAAUCUUUGCUACGAGUGGAAACUCGCCAGCCCCGGACCUUAUUGGAUUUGAACUGUUUGAAUGAACGAGUUAAAUGAUUAGUUGAGUAGCCUUAUAGAGCUGAUUGGUAUUAUUUCGUUAGAUGUAUAAAAUAUGACAGACAGUUGCCGCGAUGUCAACGAAGUUAUGAACUCUAUUGGAUCGUUUGCGAUUGAUUGAUUUCUUAGGUUGGACGCUCAACACAUUCAACUGUAGUAUCAAUUGUCAAAUAAAGAAGAUGGCAUCAAACGUCUAUAACAUUGGGCUUAAAAUAAAUCCUGAACUAUCGU
Daldinia decipiens is the source of this 1980-nucleotide messenger RNA. RefSeq names its product carbohydrate-binding module family 35 protein. NCBI's taxonomy places the organism in Eukaryota, Fungi, Ascomycota, Sordariomycetes, Xylariales, Hypoxylaceae. Gene Ontology annotation, biological process: carbohydrate metabolic process. The coding region runs from base 90 to 1736 and encodes 548 amino acids. Gene Ontology annotation, molecular function: hydrolase activity, hydrolyzing O-glycosyl compounds. The transcript has 4 exons. The record is from RefSeq and is a predicted model, not a curated record.